Molecule: messenger RNA, 3095 nt
Organism: Limulus polyphemus (Atlantic horseshoe crab)
Lineage: Eukaryota; Metazoa; Arthropoda; Merostomata; Xiphosura; Limulidae
Gene: AP-1-2beta
Product: AP-1 complex subunit beta-1-like
Exons: 2
Coding region: 86-2905 (939 amino acids)
Biological process (GO): intracellular protein transport; vesicle-mediated transport
Cellular component (GO): clathrin adaptor complex; membrane coat
Molecular function (GO): clathrin binding
Source: RefSeq, a predicted model, not a curated record
AAUGACGUAGAGUAUUGAUUUCUUCUUUGGGGUAGUUAGCCGAUUGAUAGUGGAGGUAGAAAAGUUCAAAUUUAAGAACUAAAAAAUGACGGAUGCCAAAUAUUUCACGACCACCAAAAAAGGUGAGAUAUUUGAGCUGAAGAGUGAGUUGAACAGUGACAAAAAAGAAAAGAAGAAAGAAGCCGUGAAAAAAGUUAUUGCUUCUAUGACUGUGGGAAAGGAUGUUAGUGCUCUGUUUCCCGACGUUGUCAACUGCAUGCAGACAGACAACUUAGAGCUGAAGAAACUAGUAUAUCUCUACCUGAUGAAUUAUGCAAAAAGCCAGCCUGAUAUGGCAAUCAUGGCAGUGAACACUUUUGUUAAAGAUUGCGAAGACCCUAAUCCUCUUAUCAGAGCCUUGGCUGUACGUACCAUGGGCUGUAUUCGGGUGGACAAGAUUACAGAAUAUCUCUGUGAACCUUUACGUAAAUGUUUGAAAGAUGAGGACCCUUACGUCAGGAAAACUGCAGCUGUAUGUGUGGCAAAAUUACAUGACAUUAAUGCUCAGUUGGUAGAAGACCAGGGAUUUCUUGAUCAACUUAGAGAUUUGCUGUCCGACUCCAACCCUAUGGUGGUUGCUAAUGCUGUUGCUGCUCUCUCAGAAAUUAAUGAAACUUCAAGCAGUGGUCAGACUCUGAUAGAAAUGAAUGCUCAGGCUGUUAACAAGCUGCUUACAGCUUUAAAUGAAUGUACAGAAUGGGGUCAAGUCUUUAUCUUAGACUCUCUGGCAAACUAUACUCCUAAAGAUGACAGGGAGGCACAGAGCAUUUGUGAACGUAUCACCCCACGACUGGCUCAUGCAAAUGCUGCAGUUGUGUUGUCUGCCGUGAAGGUGUUAAUGAAGUUCAUGGAAAUGAUGGGAAACGAUACAGAGUUUGUCACUUCUUUGACCAAGAAGCUGGCCCCACCUUUGGUCACUUUAUUAUCCAGUGAGGCUGAAACACAGUACGUUGCUCUCAGGAACAUUAACCUUAUUGUUCAGAAAAGACCUGACAUUCUGAAACAGGAGAUGAAGGUAUUUUUUGUCAAAUAUAAUGACCCAAUCUACGUAAAACUAGAGAAGUUGGAUAUAAUGAUCCGUUUGGCCUCUCAAGCAAAUAUUGCUCAGGUUCUGGCUGAACUCAGAGAGUAUGCAACAGAAGUUGAUGUAGACUUUGUUAGGAAAGCUGUCCGGGCUAUUGGAAGAUGUGCUAUUAAGGUAGAGCAGUCUGCUGAACGAUGUGUUAGUACUCUUUUAGAUUUGAUUCAGACCAAAGUGAACUAUGUUGUACAAGAAGCUAUUGUUGUUAUCAAAGAUAUUUUCAGGAAGUAUCCAAACAAGUAUGAAAGCAUCAUUUCUACAUUAUGUGAAAACUUGGACACACUGGAUGAACCGGAAGCAAGAGCUUCCAUGAUCUGGAUUAUUGGAGAGUAUGCCGAAAGGAUAGAUAAUGCUGAUGAGCUUCUUGAGAGUUUCUUGGAGGGGUUCCAUGAUGAGAACACACAAGUUCAACUGCAGUUGUUAACAGCCAUUGUAAAACUGUUCUUGAAAAGACCAACUGAGACACAGGAACUUGUCCAGCAAGUGUUGAGUUUGGCUACACAGGAUAGUGAUAACCCAGACCUACGAGACAGAGGUUUCAUCUACUGGAGGCUGUUGUCCACGGAUCCUGCUGCUGCCAAAGAAGUUGUCCUUGCAGAGAAACCAUUAAUCAGUGAAGAGACGGAUCUUCUUGAACCAACUCUUCUUGAUGAAUUGAUCUGUCACAUUGGAACUUUGGCUUCUGUGUACCAUAAACCUCCAUCUGCUUUUGUAGAAGGUAAGACUGCUGUUAGAAAACAGCUGCCUCCUCGACAGAACUCGGUUGGUUCAGCAGAAGAGGCAUCCAGUGGAAGUCCACCAGCUCCUGGACAGCCCACUGAUGAGCAGCAACCUACAGUUAUUCCUGUUGCUGACAAUCUUAUUGGAGACCUGCUUAGUCUCGAUAUCAGUGCACCAUCCACUUACCAGGCUCCCAUACCUUCGCAACCUCAGCCUGUUGCUAACACUGCCGCUAUGGAUCUCUUAGGUGGAGGGCUGGACAGUCUACUUAGUGAUACUUCUGCUCCAGCAGGUAUAACGUCAGCUCCUCCUGUUAGCAGCAGUGGACUCCUAGGUGACAUAUUUGGUAUUGGAAAUGUCACACCUUUCUACACUCCAGCAAAACAGGUGUGGCUCCCAGCUGCCCGGGGAAAAGGUCUGGAGAUAAGUGGAACAUUUACUCGGAGAAAUGGACAAAUAUAUAUGGAAAUGACAUUCAGUAACAAAGCCAUGCAAGCAAUGACUUCAUUUGCAAUUCAGUUUAAUAAAAACAGCUUUGGUCUUUCUCCAGCCCAAUCUCUUCAGGUACAGGGGCCAUUGCAGCCUAACGGAUCUGUAGAUUCAAGCCUUCCAAUCAACACUAAGGGACCUGUUCAGAAGAUGGAACCUUUAACAAACCUUCAGGUGGCAAUAAAGAAUAAUGUAGAUGUAUUUUACUUCAGCUGUCUUGUUCCUCUGCAUGUCUUGUGUAUGGAAGAUGGAAUGAUGGAUAAGCGGGUGUUCCUGGCCACCUGGAAGGACAUUCCUGCCCAGAAUGAAGUACAAUAUACAAUAGAGAAUGUGAAUUAUACAGCAGAUCAAGUCUCGAGCAAACUACAGAACAACAAUAUCUUUACAAUCGCCAAGAGAAAUGUUGAAGGGCAGGAUAUGCUUUACCAGUCCCUCAAGUUAACGAACGGCAUCUGGGUUCUGGCUGAAUUAAAGAUCCAGCCUGGAAACAUAAAUCUUAUACUCUCUCUGAAAUCGAGAGCCAUGGAGGUUGCUUCCGGAGUCCACCAAACUUUUGAAUUAAUAUUACACAAUUAGAUCGUUCUCAUACAUUCCAGGGAGUAAGUGUUAGACCAUGUUUGUGCUUACAUUAUGUGCUUUACAAAAAACAUUGUUUAACAACAGUAAUAUAAGAAAGGAUAAUUAGUAUUGUAAAACUACCUGUUGAAACGUUUAUCAUGUUAUUGUUAAGGUAUCAUAAAAUAAAAUGUCAAAUAUUACAUGUAGA